AUGGUGUCAGUUGUCGAUGCCCCUGCAUCAACGUACACAUACACGUACACGUUCACGCCGUCGACCGACUUCCCGCCUGAGAUCGACGUCCUUGUCGACUUUGUCGCAGAUGACGACCGACCCACGUUUAUCCUCGACCAUGCGACUACCGAGAUAGUUUAUCACAACAAUGCUUUCGACGCCUUCGUAACUACCGUAUCCCCAUCUCAGCCAUGUCCCACAUGGCUCUCUGCGCUCCUCGAUGCUGCCCGCAAUCGUCCGCGACCCGAGCCACGAACCACGCAGGAACUUGGCUCCUUCGCCAACCAAUUCUGGUCAACCAGAAGCAUUGCCUCAUCAUGGACUACUGUAAUUUGUCUGCAUCCAACAGACCACCAUCGCCCUCUUGAAGAUGCGCAGGAUUUACCUCCAGACAACAAAGAUCCCGCUCAAGCCCUGCUUGCAGAUACGAUUCCCUUGCAACGUCAAGAGUCGGACAACGCUUCCAUCACUUCCGCUUCCACUUGCGCAUCUAGCCUGGGAACUGUCGACAUGGACGCCCCCUUUGACGACUUGAUUGUCGACUGGCUGUUGUAUCCGAAGCCGUCUGCAGAUCCCUGGCUUGACUUCGUCCUCAACCACAACUGGCAAGAUAAGACUGUCGGUCCCAUACAAUCUUGGUCCCCCAUGCUCAGACAAAUGUACACUACAAUUCUUGCCUCGAGAGAGCCACGCGUCUUGUACUGGGGCAAUGACAUGCUCUUGCUUUACAACGAGCAGGCUCGUUUUGUUGUCGGCGAACUGCACCCUGUGUCUCUUGGUGAACCCUUGAGACAGGUCUUUGGCGAAGUCGUCCAUACCGAGAUCGUCAAGAUGAUCAAGUCCGGUAUCAAGAGGGGAAAGCCGAUAGCCCAGAGAAAUUAUGAACUGACCUUGACACGAUAUGGCUUCCCCGAGAGCUGCUUCUUCGAUCUAGUCUUUCUUCCGGUUCCAUCAUCCGAUGGCCACUACCUGGGUGUCCUUGCAGAGUUUACUGAGAUCACCGAAAAGGUCUUGCAGAGAAACCGCCAGGAAGUCUCCAAGUCCUUGUUGGAAUCUUUCUCAAAAGUCACUGACCUACACCAUCUUUGGCAGGCGUUUGUGCAUACUCUUGAGUCAAAAGCUAGGGAUGUCGCUUACGCGAUCGUAUAUACAGCCACUGAAAGUUUGGGGGAACAGCGUGCAGACACAUUCCAUCUCGAGGCUUCUUGCAAUAUCGAUGGGUUACAAAAACACCCAUCUCCCACCAUUGUUGAAGCCUUGAGAGGCUCCCUNGGUGAAGUCUUCGUUCUUCAGCGGAGCAAGAACACACUUCCACAGGACCUGACAGUGUCACGAUCUGACGCUGGUUCUGUCGAUACGGCUUACGUAUUGCCCAUCAUGGCUUUGGAUGGUGUACGUAUUCUUAGUGUCGUCAUUGUAGGCCUCAACCCAAGAAGAGCCAUCAGUCCCAGCGUUCGACAGUUUGUCGAGUCGGUUCGUGACAUGCUUUUCAAAACAGCUGCACUCUUCUCGCUACCCAUAGAGCAGCGAGAGUCUCGAGAAAUUGCCAAAGCGCUCUCUCGACAACUCGAGACCAUGACCGUGAAAGCCGAGGAAACUGAACAGAAUUUCACUAGAAUGUUGCGCGAUGCACCGAUUGGUAUGUGCAUGCAUCGAGACGACGGUCACUGCGUAUAUGUCAAUGAUGUAUGUCUUGAGCUGCUGGGUAUGAGUAGAGCACAAUUUUACAAAGCUGCUGAAGUUGGACUUGCCUGGCGAGAUGCUGUGCACGAUGAAGAUUUUGAAGCAGUCAACCAGAUCUGGAGUGCUGCCAUCGANAAAGGAACUGCUGCGACCGCCGAGUUCCGCGUCAAAGCAGCAUCUCCACAGAGCGAAGCUCGUUGGCUUGAGAUAAGUGCUCAGCAACGACACGACAAAGACGGCAAUCUGGAGUAUCUGUACGUCUGGCUGAGAGACAUCUCCACCGGCAAACAGCUGGCCGAACAGAAGUUGCGAGACGCUUUAGAGACAAAGAGAAGAUCAGAAAUCUUCAUCGACAUGUACGCAAUCAUUUCAUUCGGAUUGGGAAUUAGUUUGGCUAACGUUCAGCAGNNGGUAUCACACGAGAUGCGCAAUCCCUUGGGUGCGAUAUUGCUGCUCGCUGAUAGCAUCGUCACAUCGCUGCCCCCGGCGUCAGAUGACGCGCAAACCAGCGUAUUUACACCUGAUCUGCGGCACACACUCGCAGACAUCGCGGCCAGCAUUCAUCUAUGCGCCAAUCACCAAAAGGUUAUCGUUGAGGAAAUUCUGACCUUCAGUCGAUUGGAUUCCAAUUUGCUGGUUCUCGCACCUGAGAAAAUUCGUCCAUCAGAAAUAGUGCAAACAGUGCUGAAGAUGGUCAAAGCAGAGCUCGACUACGAUAAAAUCGAAGGCUCGUUGCAGAUCCAGCAGAGCUACAUCGAUCUUGCGAUCGAUAAUGUUGUGUUGGAUCCAGGGAGGUUAUCACAAAUCAUCCUUAAUCUGAUGACCAGUCAGUGUUUUCGUGUAUCAAGACUGCCACUUGUACUAACAUACUAUACAGAUGCUAUCAAGUUUACCAAGAUUUCAAGCAAGCGGCGAAUAGUAAUCAGUCUUGCUGCAUCAAGAACAAGACCUACGGCCGGCGACUGUCAAGUUAUGUUUGUAGCGCCUCGUGGAGAAAAACGUCCGAAGCUAGCCCGGAAGAUGUCAAUAACGAACGACCCUAUUGGCGAAAAUGUCUAUCUGAUCUUCAGUGUCCAAGACACUGGCUGUGGGCUCACGCCGACAGAGAUGGGCCAUCUNUUCCAUAGAUUCAGUCAGGCUUCACCGAAGACGUACAAACAGGUCAGUAUGAAGUCAGUCUAUCUAAAAGAGGUAUCACUAAUAUGUUUUUGUGAANNGUAUGGUGGUAGCGGGCUGGGUCUAUUCAUCAGUCGUGAACUUGUAGAGUUGCAAGGUGGCCAAAUCGGUGUGCGCAGUGAGCCUGGAGAGGGAUCUACGUUCGCCUUCUUUGUCGAGACCGCCCGAAUUGAGUCGCCUGCGGAGCAACUGUCUGCACAACUCGCUCAGACGUCAAUUAAGGAUCACAUGCGAGUCGUGGACGGUCCAACUGCGCAAAAGACGCAAGUGCCAGACCUUCAUGUCCUUCGUGAGUACAGUCAUCAAACAAUAUGGACCAUCACUAACAGUCGAGANGUGGUCGAGGACAACGCCAUCAACCAAAAGAUCCUUGCUCAGCAGCUUCGCAAGACGGGUUGCGCCAGGGUUCAUGUUGCCGACCACGGCCUUGAGGCUCUUGAGCUUCUUUCAACCACUAACUUCCACAAGUCUGCUGGUGUUGAACAGAUACCUUUGUCUAUUAUUCUACUUGACGUUGAGAUGCCUAUAAUGGAUGGUUUGACAUGCGCGCGACGAAUCCGCGAAUUCGAACAGAAUGGAGAAAUUAUCCGGCAUGUGCCUAUCAUUGGUAUCACAGCGAACGCUCGUGCUGAGCAGAUCGCCUCAUGUAUCGAUGCUGGUAUGGAUGAAGUCGUGGUAAGUGAUCUUAAGUCUGUGGAUUAUAUAUUACUUUGCUAA
This is a messenger RNA of Aureobasidium musti, 3597 nucleotides long. The record is from the annotation of a GenBank genome assembly. NCBI's taxonomy places the organism in Eukaryota, Fungi, Ascomycota, Dothideomycetes, Dothideales, Saccotheciaceae.